Messenger RNA from Alexandromys fortis (reed vole), 6550 nucleotides. RefSeq names its product type-1 angiotensin II receptor A. Gene Ontology annotation, cellular component: membrane; external side of plasma membrane. The transcript has 4 exons. Lineage: Eukaryota; Metazoa; Chordata; Mammalia; Rodentia; Cricetidae. The record is from RefSeq and is a predicted model, not a curated record. Gene Ontology annotation, molecular function: C-C chemokine binding; angiotensin type II receptor activity; C-C chemokine receptor activity. Bases 435 to 1514 code for a protein of 359 amino acids. Gene Ontology annotation, biological process: immune response; positive regulation of cytosolic calcium ion concentration; calcium-mediated signaling.
GGUGCUUCGCUGCUGAUCGCCAGGCAGCUGCGAGGGACUGGGUGAUGCUGUGUGUCCGGAGAGGGGAGAGGACACACGGCGGCGUGAGUCCUGCUCCACGGGUGGCUCGGGUGACCGAGGCCAGUACCAGCUCAGCGGCUUCUCCAGCUCUGGCGCUCUCCCGGGUGCGAUUUAAUAUAUGAUCAAUUGGUAUACCAUGGCUGGCACUUUCUCCAGAUAAAUCACCACAGUCAUCCCUGGAAGUCAUCAGCAGAACUUUACACUGCUCUAGAGAUGAGCUUGUGCUGAAGUGGCAAAGAGAUAUGGGAAUUCAGCUGUCCUGCUGGUGUGUGGCUUCUAAACUGAAGUAUGAACCCAGAAGAAUAUUUGUGGCAGAAUCCCAGGCUAGUGCAUUUUGAAUAGUGUCUGAGACUAAUCAACCCAGAAAAGCAAAAAUGAUCCUCAACUCUUCUACUGAGGAUGGUAUUAAGAGAAUCCAAGAUGACUGCCCCAAGGCUGGCAGGCACAACUACAUAUUUGUCAUGAUUCCAACUCUCUACAGCAUCAUCUUCGUGGUGGGAAUCCUUGGAAACAGCUUGGUGGUGAUUGUCAUUUACUUUUACAUGAAGCUGAAGACUGUGGCCAGUGUUUUCCUUCUGAAUCUCGCCCUGGCCGACUUAUGCUUUUUGCUGACCUUGCCACUGUGGGCUGUCUAUACCGCUAUGGAGUACCGCUGGCCCUUCGGCAAUCACCUGUGUAAGAUCGCAUCAGCCAGCGUCAGUUUCAACCUCUACGCCAGCGUGUUCCUGCUCACCUGUCUCAGCAUCGACCGCUACCUGGCCAUUGUCCACCCGAUGAAGUCUCGCCUGCGCCGCACCAUGCUGGUGGCCAAAAUCACCUGCAUCAUCAUCUGGAUGCUGGCUGGCUUGGCCAGUUUGCCAGCUAUUAUCCACCGGAAUGUGUAUUUCAUCGAGAACACCAACAUCACAGUCUGCGCUUUCCACUAUGAGUCUCAGAACUCAACCCUCCCCAUAGGGCUGGGCCUGACCAAGAACAUUCUGGGCUUCCUGUUCCCUUUUCUGAUCAUUCUCACCAGCUAUACCCUGAUCUGGAAAGCCCUAAAGAAGGCUUACGACAUUCAGAAGAACAAGCCGAGAAACGACGACAUCUUUAGGAUAAUUAUGGCGAUUGUGCUCUUCUUUUUCUUCUCCUGGGUUCCCCACCAAAUAUUCACUUUUCUGGAUGUCCUGAUCCAGCUGGGCGUCAUCCGCAACUGUAAAAUCUCUGACAUCGUGGACACCGCCAUGCCUAUCACCAUCUGCAUAGCGUAUUUUAACAACUGCCUGAACCCCCUGUUUUAUGGCUUCCUGGGGAAAAAAUUUAAGAAAUAUUUCCUCCAGCUUCUGAAAUACAUUCCCCCGAAGGCCAAGUCCCACUCAAGCCUGUCGACAAAAAUGAGCACGCUUUCCUAUCGCCCUUCGGAUAACAUGAGCUCAUCAGCCAAAAAGCCUGCAUCUUGUUUUGAGGUGGAGUGACAGGCCCAGAGUCUGCUGGUGAAGCUGUGACAGAAGCCAGGGCCGCAUCCAGUUAGAUGGCACAGCACCAAAGGAACAUUCACCCCUGCCUCAGAUCUAAGCAGAGAACAUGCAUUCAAUGGACUGAAGAUGUUUUCUAAAAACUCUGAAAGGAAACUUUGACAAGAAACCAAGCAAAGCCGCUCCUUGCCGCAUCUUGCAUUAAUAGAUGAUAACUGCCCAAAAGGAAGCGUCGGGAACCGGAUGGAUUUGUGGGUUUGGAAAACGUUUGCUGGCAGAAAUGCAAUCUCCUCAGUCCCCUCUUGCUAUGUUCCUUUUGGUUUCCACAAGAAGGUAUGUAGAGCUUGUUAAAUGUUUAGAAACAAGAGGCAGGAGGUCAAGAUUAUUUGCUCUGCUCAAUGUCCGGAGGGCAAGGAACCUUUUUUGAUCCCUUUAGUCAUUAGUAAUGGCAGCCUACUCGUCCCUGUUACUACACAUAUUAGGCAAAGAUUUGCUGAGCUUUAGUUAUCAUGGUUCAAAAUCCCUUUGUAAAAUUCAGGCAGUGUCUUAGUAAUGUCCAGCGCCCCCAACCAAUGCCAGCUAGUGGUGUAUUUAUGUAGCAGUGUUACCAAAGUCACACAUCAAAGUCAAACUGCUUGUAAUAACUGUGACUUCCUAGGUCCUUCAGCUUUACUUCACAUGUAAGAAUUGUAUACCGUUGGUGGUGAAUAGACUAUAGAUCAUAAAAUCUGCCUUGCUCUCUAAAAAAAGUAUAUAUUCUCUACAUAUACGUACAACUACAGUCAUUUGGUGAAAAUCUGGCGAUGUUAUGUUUACCUCAAAAUAAAGUAAUUUUAUUGUAAUGUAUCUAAUCAUUACUUAAAAUAGAAGCUCGUCUAUUUUUACAAUGACAUGGAUGUAAGUACAAGUAUAUUUUUACUUUGUUUGGUCUGCUUGAUGGUUUAAUAUGGUUAGAUAGGUUUUCUAGCCCAGGAAAGAUCAGGAAGCAACUAGAUUUUUCUGCUGAACAACAUGGGACAGAUUUCACCAUUUUUAAGUUUUUGAAGUUUUUCAUACAAAAACAAAAAUAUUUUCAGUGCUCAUAACAUUAAAUUAAUACAUUGUUUUACUCAUAAGAUUUUAAAUAAUCAAAUGCCUCUAGUUAUUUGUGUGGUGUUGCAGGAAAUUUAGAAACUCUAGAAAGCACAAGAUACUAGUCAUAUUAGUUCUUCAAUACAAAAACAUGUUCAUAUCAGUAUUGUAGGUAUACUAUUUUUGUACUCAUCAUAUAUACAUACAUAUGUAAAUUAUGAUGUUGGAGUCAUAAUGUAUAAGCAAUUUUAUACACAAUUUUGUCUCUCCUCAGUGACAUUGCAUAGUAGCUACUAUCCCAUUAGAUAUACUUGCUCAAACAUUUUAAUACUGUUAUAAAAUAAACAUACCUUAUAUAAUUAGGAAAUCACCAAAUUUGGAACAUUUACCAUUAUUUUAAAAUUUGUUGGUAUCAAAAAUUGCACUGUGCUGGUCAUUCAAGUAUAUGAAUCUGGUGAACCCCUCUCCAAGAAGCAGUAGAACCAAUGAUACAGUUGUAAACAUUUUUCAUAUUCCAAUGUAUGUGGCUAAAUAUUUUCCAGGAAACAUAACACAAUUUAUCUGCCACCUGCUAUGUUUGGCUAUAGCUCAUGACAGCCUUAGCAUAAAGGAGUUUACUUGCUGGAAGAAUCCAGGUACUUUAUACAAGGGCAGGGAGCAAACUAGGCCAGAAUGCUCCCAUGGGGCAGCUAGCUUGUUCUUUACCCUGGAAACAUCCAUUGUCCCUACCCCAGGCAUGCCGGGGUGUCCAUUCUGGUCCAGUAAAAUGUGCAAAGGAUUGGGCAAGAUUUAGAAUAGUUGUUGGUAAUAUAAUAAUUAGAAUGGUUGAGAGAUGUUAUGGGCAAGGAGGUUGUUCAGAGACAUUGGUGGACAGGGCAGAACCUCCAGCAUCAAAUCAUCUCAGUCGUAUUCUUGGAAAUAAAUGUGGUUACAUGUGCUUCAUAUCAAUUUUUUUCUUGUCUUAUUUUAAAUUUCAUCAAUACAUUGCUGGCCACUUAUUUCAAUUUUCAUUUGUUUUCAAAAGGAUUGUGUAGUAAUUUCAAUGAACUAUCCCCUAUAAGUCUCAGGUAUUUGAAUUCCUGGUCCCCAGCUAGUGGCUGUCUGGGCAGGAGGUAAGGUGGAGGGGUGGAGGGAUUAAGAGGUGUGGCCUUGCUGAAACAAGUAUGUCACCAGGGGUGGGCUCUGAGUUUCAGAAGACUGGAGCCAUUUCAAGUCACUCUCUCUGCUUCCUGUUUAUGGAUGAAGAUGUGAGCUCUCAGCUGCUGCUCAAGAAACCUGCCUGCCUGCUAUCAUGCUCCUCAGUAAGAUGGUUAUGGAUUCUGAUCCUGUAAGCUCCCAAAUAAACCCUUGUUUUGGUUAUAGUGUUUUGCCCUUGCCAUAGGCUCAAAGCAGUUCUUUACUCAUUAACCAAUAAAAGCAACACAUAGACAGAAGGACCUCCCACACCAUAUCAUAGCAAUAGAAGAGUAACUAAUACCGAUUUUCCCCCAAAUAUUAAAUUCUACUUCAUCUCAAAUGAGAUACCAUGAUUUAGUUUUUUCAUGAACAUAUUUAAAGUAAGUGCACUACUUGCUUUUGGAAUAUCUUUUAAAUAUACAACAUCCAAGGGUAAAUAUUCCAUAAAGAUUCCAGGUGCCCAUGAAAUGCAGGAGCUACAUAUACUGCCUUAUUUCUCCAUGAACAAAUCUAUUUUUCAGUUGAAGAUUCAUUUGUUCAUCAAUUCAGUAAAUAUUUUAUGUUUACCUAGCCUGUGUUGGGGCUAGAGAGUUAUGUAACUCCUAGCUUAUAGUGCAUAAUAGGCCUCUCCAUAGUUUGUAAGGUAGGCAAGUAAGAGGCAGCUGGGUUGACAAGCCAUGGUAAAGCUAAGAGUUUUUAUGCAAUGUAGUUUCGGUUUCAUAACUUUAUGCACCACUGCAUUUUCCCCUAAUAGUCCACAACCACCUGAGAAUCAAGAAAAGAGAAAGCAGUAUCAAGUAGGUCAAAACAGAAGUAAAAGAAAACAAGCCCAGGGAAUUCCAGAUAUGCGUAUGAUGGAUAAGAUCCUUGAAAGUGGAGAACAAAGUAAACCGGGAGAAAGACAGGAUGAGGUAGAGGCUGGAGACAGGCAUAUACUGCUUCAGAUCAUGGGACAGAUGUCAUAGGAGGACCACACACAGAUGUCUGGGACCUGAAAUUGUAUUAGAUUUAGGCCUAGACCAACAGGAGGAAGAGGAAGCUAAAAUGUCAGGGAGAGACGCAAGCUAUAAACAAUGGUAUGGCCACGACACAGUUGUACAGAUUUUACAUAAUUUAGGUUAUGUUGUAUAAUAGGAAAGCAUCCCUUGAAUGCAGAAGGCACCAAGGAGAUUACAGAAUAAGUGCCAAGGGAAUAAGGAAAUGAUAAGGGUGGUAGGAUAUUCCAGCCAAGGAGCAGAGGGUUGGAUUUUCAAAAUUUAAAUUUCUUACUGAGUCAGGUCCAAUAUGUGUUUGCUAAUGAGAGGUCUAGCCUAGUGGUAGAGUGUUUGGAUAGCAGGCAUAAGGCCUCUGUUUCUUUCAUGAUAGUAAAAUCAGUAUCUAUAAUUGUAUCCACUUUUGUAUAUUUGUGUAAUAGAAUUCUGUGGGAUUACCUGUAGUGCCCUGUCCUAUUUGAAUGGAAAUUUUUCAUGUCAUCUGAGGACAAGACUACUUUAGAACAAGCCAUGUUCCUCCCUAACUCCAUUUCUAGGCCACAAAAAUGGGUGUAGGUUUGACAUGUUUCAUUAACAGUUUUAUUAAGAUAAGGUAGAGCAGAAUCCACUGAGGCUCAUCCUUCUGCAGCCUGAACAUACACUCAAAGAAACCAUAUACAUUAUUUAGUGAAACAUCCAUGCUUAUAGAAUAAAUACAACAUGCUGUCUAGAUAGUUUCCGGUGACCUGAAUGUAUUAACAGGAGUUGAUAUACCCAUAUACAGUAAGUAUAUCUACUUAAAUAAUAUUAAUUAUGGUAGAUGAUGGAUCCUGCAGAAGUUAAGCCUAAGCAAGGCAGUUGAACCAAGGUUUACACACAUGUGGCAUAUUUUUCUCAUUGACUUCUUCCUGACAAAUUCUCAGAUGAGAUGUAACAAUUAUGAAAGUAUCUGUUGAAGAAGAACAACAGUUCAAACCUGGCUCUUCAUCAGUUUCUUGUAGAAGUCUGAGUCUUGCUCAAAACACAGGUAUGUAUUUAGGACUAGUUGUGUUUAUUUCAAAAUCAUACUUUAAUGCUUUGAUCUACAAAUUUGAAGGAACUGAAGAGCUCUGGAGAUGAUAUCAUUUAUUAAGUCUCAUUUGCUUUGUGCGACUUGUUGAUAAGUUUUCAAUCUUUCAAAAUAUUUUACAAAUUGUCAAAUGGAAUAGAUCGUACAUUAGGAAAACAGAAAAACGUUUGCAUUUGUGAGAUGCAACUUUGGACAAUGUUUCCCAUUCAUGAGAGUAAUGUUAACAGAGAUGAUGGGAGCUAAGGUCACAGUGGAGUUCUUGAUUCUAUAUACAUCUGAUUCCCACCUGUGGAGGCCCAAAAAUGUGGACCCAUUUCCACCUUGUCUGAAGGUCAGAGAGUUUUAGCUUGAUCAAAGUUGUUUCAAAGUGUGGCCACAUAUUCUGAACUAGAGUGUGGUUACUUGGUCUCUUUGACAAGAUGACCCACACAGGUAGAUCCUCUCCACCCUGACCAAAGGUCAGGAUAUUCAAGCAUACUUCUGCUCUUUCUUUUGAAAUAGGAGGAUUGACUUUGGGAGUGGCUGUCUUCAGGUUACUUGGUUUGGGGUGGGUUCACUGCCUAAACAACAGAAUGCUAAUGACUUGAUGUCUCAAAGUGUUGAAGCAAAUAACUGUCCAAGUCCUUUGUAUCAUAUUAAAACAGUCUUUUGUCUUCUUCCCCCUGUUGUAUUGGGGGUAUAAAACUGUAUGGAAAAAUAAAUUCAGGGGAUUUCAGUAUUCACUGGAACUUCCUCCCAGUACUAUUCUA